UUUAGUUCGCUCCGAAACGGUGUAAAAUUACUGUGCUGUGCUGUAAAAUGGAUAUGGAUACCUUUUGCACACUACUGUACCUAAGUUUUGGAUUGAUUGGAUGCCUGCACUUGGGCCAGGCAAACGAGCUGGACAGUGUUGUCCAACCAAAUAACGCAACCGAAGCACACUCGAAGAUAUUAUGUAAUCCGGCAUGUGGAGAUAAUAUGGUGUGCGUGGAGCCCAAUAAUUGUCGACCAGUGUGUACACAAGGCUGUGGUGAGCACGGCAUUUGCAAUGCCCGCGACACAUGUGGCUGUGAGCCGGGCUACGAGUUCGAUGUGGAGCACUAUCGAUGCCUGCCCAAAUGUCGGCCGGCGUGUGGACCGCACAGUGUCUGCAAGGAGCGUGAUAUUUGUGAGUGUUUGCCCGGCUUCAGCGGCACAGACUGUCAGCCACACUGUUUCGAGGACUGUGGCGAGCACGGAAUCUGUGUGGCUCCGAACAAAUGUGCCUGCAAGGAGGGCUACGAUUGGCACAACAAGACCCACAAUUGUCGGCCCAAAUGUCAUCCGCUUUGUGGACCCAAUAGCCAGUGUGUUCGCCCCGAUGUCUGCCAGUGUAUGCGGGGCUACGAGGAGCUAAAUGGCAUUUGCCACUCAAUGUGUCCACACGGCUGUGGCCAGCACGGUAUCUGUGUGGGUAUCAGGACAUGUGACUGCGAUACCGGCUACGAAUGGGAUAAGCUGCAGGCGAAAUGCCGGCCCAAAUGUGAGCCAAGAUGUGGUCUGCAUAGCUACUGCGACAGAUCGAAUCAUUGCAAGUGCAACAAGGGUUUUAUGCCCAACGAUUUGCAUAGCCUCAGCUGUUCCAGGCCUCUGAGCUGGUGGGUCUAUCUUGUGAUCGCCAUCAUGGUACUCUUAAUAAUCUGCAGCGUGUUCGGCAUAAUAGUCUACUGCGUGAAACGCGGCAAUAAUGUCAGCUACUAUCCCAAUUCAAAUUUCUCGGAUACGACCAGAAUUGUGGGCUAAGCUUCUGGAUUACGAACAUUGAGCUAUUUAUCAAUUAUAGUUGUAUUUCAUAAAUAUAGCUGCCGCUUUUUAACCGCAACCGAUAAGAAUUAUAAAUAUUUUUAUUGGUUUCAUAUUUUUGAAAUACAACUCAUUUUGCAAUCUUUCAAAGU
Drosophila virilis is the source of this 1162-nucleotide messenger RNA. Its product is annotated as wnt inhibitory factor 1-like. The record is from RefSeq and is a predicted model, not a curated record. NCBI's taxonomy places the organism in Eukaryota, Metazoa, Arthropoda, Insecta, Diptera, Drosophilidae.